GGGAGACCAGAUAUAGUGAAUGCAGGGCCGGGGGAGACCAGAUAUAGUGAAUGCAGGGUCCGGGGAGACCAGAUAUAGUGAAUGCAGGGUCCCGGGGAGACCGGAUAUAGUGAAUGCAGGGUCCGGGGAGACCGGAUAUAGUGAAUGCAGGGUCCGGGGAGACCGGAUAUAGUGAAUGCAGGGUCCGAGGAGACCAGCUAUAGUGAAUGCAGGGUCCGGGGGAGGAGACCAGAUAUAGUGAAUGCAGGGUCCGAGGGGAGACCGGAUAUAGUGAAUGCAGGGUCCGGGGAGACCAGAUAUAGUGAAUGCAGGGGUCCGGGGAGACCAGAUAUAGUGAAUGCAGGGUCCGGGGAGACCAGAUAUAGUGAACGCAGGGUCCGGGGAGACCAGAUAUAGUGAACGCAGGGUCCGGGGAGAGCAGAUAUAAUGAAUGCAGGGUCCGGGGAGAGCAGAUAUAAUGAAUGCAGGGUCCGGGGAGACC
Messenger RNA from Staurois parvus, 481 nucleotides. The record is from the annotation of a GenBank genome assembly. Lineage: Eukaryota; Metazoa; Chordata; Amphibia; Anura; Ranidae.